Ectocarpus sp. CCAP 1310/34 is the source of this 1092-nucleotide messenger RNA. The record is from the annotation of a GenBank genome assembly. Lineage: Eukaryota; Phaeophyceae; Ectocarpales; Ectocarpaceae.
AUGUUGGCGCUGACGGUUUCAGGGGUUGGCGUGCGUGUGGUGGUGGAGUUGGGUCGGCACUGAUGGGGUCAGGCGGGAAAAUGUAGAUGCGCGGGCCUUUCUGGCCGUCGGCGUUGGCAGUGAUGCCCAUCUCAUUUUUGUGCGCGGAGGCAGACAUCAUCAGAAAGGUGGACGGGCACUACACGGCCCUAGGUUUGCUAGAGGGAGCUGUAUUGCCUCAGUAACCUGGCUUCGCCAUCAAAGGAGGAGGGAGCAGGUGGCGACGAGCUGAACUAGGCUGGUUGACCAUUCGGCGCGAGAAUUUUUAUUUUUUUCAGACCAAGAACCUUGAGUGCAAUGAGGGAGAAAGCGAGGAACGGACUGGGAAGGACAGCGACGAGAGCGUGUACGGACGGAGCAGGUCGAGUGGCGUUUUGCUCGGGCUGACUACAGCGGCGCCGGAUGGAGCAAUGGCACCGGAGCAUGCGGGCGACAUCGACCCGUGGCGCACGGACAAACAUUUCUAUCUGUGUUGUCAAUUUUUUUCGUUUUUUUUCUGACUUUCCGUGUUGGUUUUGUGUGAUGACAUCGUCACCGGUUUUGUAGAGAGACCCGUCAGAGAUGGCGUGGCUAACCCGGGUGCAUUGGUUUUGUGCCUGAUCGUGGAAGACCCCUUCAAUGUGGAACGAUUCUUAGCUAGUGUCGAUAUUUUUCACUGCAGUGCCUAACACAGACGAUCGGGAGAGAUUCGGGUGAUUGUCAAUUGCUGCUAUGAUGGCUUUGGUUGGUUGUUCUUUUUCACUGUACGGCCGCAGACACAUUCUGACAGCACUUCAGACAGCAGCUUUGUGCCCCGCCAGCUGCUUGUUCCAUGCCUACCAUGGUGUUUUUGUACAGACAGCACUUCAGACAGCAUUAUGCUGUAGUCGGCAAUCUUCCGUUUUGGUAUAGAGUGGGACAGGGAGGGGGUGAUGCUACUGUAGUCGAACGGUGGGACGGACGUGCAGUUCAGUUUUUGGGCACGCAUACGGUGCUGCAGGGAUUUUUAGGUGUACCUCUUCGGGCUCUUGCAUACCUUUUUCUCGUCAGAUGUGUGCGUGUUCUUUAGAUCCU